AUGAAGACGACCUGGAAGGAUAUCCCCCCGGUGCCUACUCAGCAGGAGUUUCUGGAUAUUGUUCUGAGCCGGACCCAGCGCAAGCUGCCAACGCAGAUUCGCGCCGGUUUCAAGAUCAGCCGUAUUCGAGCUUUCUACACUCGAAAGGUCAAGUUCACACAGGAAACCUUCUCAGAGAAGUUCGGCGCCAUUCUCGAGAGUUUCCCUCGUCUGCAGGACAUCCACCCUUUCCACAAGGAUCUCCUCAACACCCUCUACGAUGCCGACCAUUUCAGAAUCGCUCUCGGUCAGAUGUCCACCGCCAAGCACCUGAUUGAGACCAUCUCCCGCGAUUAUGUCCGUCUCCUCAAGUACGGCCAGUCUCUGUUCCAGUGCAAGCAGCUCAAGAGGGCCGCUCUUGGUCGCAUGGCCACCCUCAUUAAGCGACUCAAGGACCCUCUUAUGUACCUCGACCAGGUUCGCCAGCAUCUCGGACGUCUGCCCUCGAUCGACCCCAACACUCGAACACUGCUUAUCUGCGGUUACCCCAAUGUUGGAAAGUCUAGUUUCCUCAAGAGCGUUACUCGCGCCGAUGUCGACGUUCAGCCCUAUGCUUUCACCACAAAGAGUCUGUUUGUCGGUCACUUCGACUACAAGUAUCUCCGCUUCCAGGCCAUCGAUACCCCCGGUAUUUUGGACCACCCUCUUGAGGAGAUGAACACCAUUGAGAUGCAAAGUAUCACCGCCAUUGCCCAUUUGAGAUCCGCCAUUAUGUACUUUAUGGAUCUUUCAGAGCAGUGCGGAUACACAGUUAGCGCCCAGAUUGCUCUCUUCAAGAGCAUCAAGCCUCUGUUCUCCAACAAGCUUGUCUUCGUUGUUAUCAACAAGAUUGACGUCACCCGACCCGAGGACCUUGAGCCCGAGGUUCAGGCUGAGCUCCAGAGCAUCCUCAAGUCUGGUGAGGUCGAGAUGCUCCAAUUGUCUUGCAACACUCAGGAGGGUGUUCAGGAGGUCAAGAACGCUGCUUGCGAGCGCUUGAUCGCUGAGCGUGUUAACCAGAAGCUCAAGGCUGGUACCAACAGCAGCGGAAACAUCGGUGGCCGUCUGGCUGAUGUUAUGUCCCGCAUCCACGUUGCUCAGCCCAUGGGUGGUCAGACUCUUGAGACUUUUAUCCCCGAGGGUGCCAAGGACCGCAAGAAGUAUGACAAGACCGACCCCGAGCGCCGAAGACUCGCUCGUGAUGAGGAGGAGGAGAACGGUGGUGCUGGUGUCUUCAACGUCGACAUGAAGGCCGACUACAUGCUCGCCAACCCCGAGUGGAAGUACGACAAGAUCCCCGAGAUCUACGAUGGCAAGAACGUCUACGACUUUGUCGAUCCCGAUAUUGAGGCUAAGCUUCAGGCUCUUGAGGAAGAGGAGGAGAAGCUCGAGGCUGAGGGCUUCUACGAGUCUGAUGAGGACAUUGAGGAUGAUGAGGAGGCUGAGGUCAUGCGCAAGGCCGAGCUGAUCCGCGAGAAGCAGCAGCUCAUCCGCAACGAGGCCCGCAUGAAGAAGCGUCUCAAGAACCAGGCCAUCAUCCCCCGCAAGCAGAUGAAGAAGCCCCUCUCCGAGUUCGAGGAUGCCCUCGACCAGCUCGGUGUCGACACCACCGAUAUUGCCGAGCGUGCUCGCUCAAAGUCUCGUCCUCGUGGCCGUUCCACAUCUCGCAUGGCUACCGAGGACCCGGAUGCCAUGGAUGUCGAUGGUGGCCGCAGCAGCACUCCCCGCGAGCGUAUGCGCUCUAUGAGCCGACCUCGAAGCCGUGCUCCUACUACCAGCCGUCGCGACGAUGGUGUCACAGACGAGGCUACUCGAUCCAAGGCCGAUCGUAUCGCCAGGCUCAACCAGAAGCGCAUGAACCGCAUGGCCCGACAGGGAGAGGGCGAUCGACACACGACCGCUUCCAUCACCAAGCACUUGGUCGUCGGAAAGCGUGGUAUGGGCAAGACAAACCGCAGAUAG
This is a messenger RNA of Fusarium subglutinans, 1980 nucleotides long. Its product is annotated as nucleolar GTP-binding protein. The transcript has 3 exons. The record is from RefSeq and is a predicted model, not a curated record. The coding region runs from base 1 to 1980 and encodes 659 amino acids. Gene Ontology annotation, cellular component: nucleolus. Gene Ontology annotation, molecular function: RNA binding; GTP binding; GTPase activity. NCBI's taxonomy places the organism in Eukaryota, Fungi, Ascomycota, Sordariomycetes, Hypocreales, Nectriaceae. Gene Ontology annotation, biological process: ribosomal large subunit biogenesis.